This is a messenger RNA of Myotis daubentonii (Daubenton's bat), 3868 nucleotides long. RefSeq names its product unc-5 netrin receptor B (gene UNC5B). Gene Ontology annotation, biological process: anterior/posterior axon guidance; netrin-activated signaling pathway. Lineage: Eukaryota; Metazoa; Chordata; Mammalia; Chiroptera; Vespertilionidae. Gene Ontology annotation, cellular component: membrane. Gene Ontology annotation, molecular function: netrin receptor activity; protein binding. The record is from RefSeq and is a predicted model, not a curated record.
GCGCGCUCGGCAUUGUGGCAGGCGGCGGGGACCCGUGAGGCCGCCGGAGCCGCGGGCUGCGGCGGGGCGCAGAGAGGCGCACCACACCGGGGCUCGGACGGCGCGGCGCCGGCCGCUGCGGGCGCGGCUGAGCGCUCUCCCCUUGGGUCGCGCAACUUCGGAGCCAGGGGCUGGAGCCCGGAGAGCGCUGGGAGCCCGGGAGCCUGAGGAGCGCAGAGAGGGGCGCGCCGGAGCCGCGCUCCAGAGCGGGCGCCCAGCACCCUUCGCACUCCGAGCACCGGGCGGCCCUCUGUGCAGCGUGGCUGCCGCUGCCCCCACGGAGGGCACGGGCUGGCGCGGCCGGGCGCCGGGGAGGACGGCGUGGAGGCGGCGGCGGCGGCGGAGACGGCGGCGGCGAGGCUGGGGCCAGGGAGAGAAACCCGGCGGAGAGGCGCCCGAGCCGGGCCACGGGAGCAUGUGGUCCCAGAGCGGAGCGCGGGGCGCGCUGCUGCUGGCGCUGCUGCUCUGCUGGGACGCGAGGCUGAGCCUGGCAGGCACUGACUCCGGCGGCGAGGUGCUCCCUGAGUCCUUCCCAUCGGCGCCGGCCGAGCCGCUGCCCCACUUCCUCCAGGAGCCGCAAGACGCCUACAUCGUGAAGAACAAGCCGGUGGAGCUGAGCUGCCGCGCCUUCCCUGCCACACAGAUCUACUUCAAGUGCAACGGCGAGUGGGUCAGCCAGAAUGACCACGUCACGCAGGAGGGCCUGGACGAGGCCACGGGCCUGCGGGUGCGAGAGGUGCAGAUCGAGGUGUCCCGACAGCAGGUGGAGGAACUGUUUGGGCUGGAGGAUUACUGGUGCCAGUGCGUGGCCUGGAGCUCUGCAGGCACCACCAAGAGUCGCCGGGCCUAUGUCCGCAUCGCAUAUCUGCGCAAAAACUUCGACCAGGAGCCUCUGGGCAAGGAAGUACCCCUGGACCACGAGGUUCUCCUGCAAUGCCGCCCACCAGAGGGGGUGCCUGUGGCUGAGGUGGAAUGGCUCAAAAAUGAGGACAUCAUUGACCCCACCCAGGACUCCAACUUCCUGCUCACCAUUGACCACAACCUCAUCAUCCGCCAGGCCCGCCUGUCAGACACAGCCAACUAUACCUGCGUGGCCAAGAACAUCGUGGCCAAGCGCCGCAGCACCACGGCCACCAUCAUCGUCUAUGUGAACGGCGGAUGGUCCAGCUGGGCAGAGUGGUCGCCCUGCUCCAACCGCUGUGGCCGCGGCUGGCAGAAGCGCACACGGACCUGCACCAACCCCACCCCGCUCAACGGAGGGGCCUUCUGUGAGGGCCAGGCCUUCCAGAAGACUUCUUGCACCACCGUGUGCCCAGUGGAUGGAGCGUGGACAGAGUGGAGCAAGUGGUCAGCCUGUAGCACCGAGUGUGCCCACUGGCGCAGCCGAGAGUGCAUGGCACCCCCACCGCAGAACGGAGGCCGAGACUGCAGCGGGACCCUGCUUGACUCCAAGAACUGCACCGACGGGCUGUGCAUGCAGAAUAAGAAAACUCUAAGUGACCCCAAAAGCCACCUCCUGGAGUCCUCGGGGGACGUGGCGCUGUAUGCCGGCAUCGUGGUGUCCAUCCUGGUGGUGGUGGCGGUCCUCAUGGUGGUGGCGGUGGUGGUGUACCGCCGCAACUGCCGUGACCUGGACACUGACAUCACCGACUCGUCCGCCGCCCUCACCGGAGGCUUCCACCCCGUCAACUUCAAGACUGCGAGGCCCAACCACCCACAGCUCCUGCACCCUUCUGUGCCUCCCGACCUCACUGCCAGUGCCGGCAUCUACCGCGGGCCCGUGUACGCCCUGCAGGACUCGGCCGACAAGAUCCCCAUGACCAACUCGCCCCUGCUGGACCCCCUGCCCAGCCUCAAGAUCAAGGUCUACAGCUCCAGCACCACCGGCUCCGGGUCAGGCCUGCCAGAUGGGGCUGACCUGCUGGGGGUCCUGCCGCCCGGCACGUACCCUGGCGACUUCUCCCGGGACACCCACUUCAUGCACCUGCGCAGCGCCAGCCUCGGCUCCCAGCAGCUCCUGGGCCUGCCCCGGGAGCCGGGGAGCAGCGUCAGCGGCACGUUUGGCUGCCUGGGCGGGAGGCUCAGCAUCCCCGGCACAGGGGUCAGCCUGCUGGUGCCCAACGGAGCCAUCCCCCAGGGCAAGUUCUACGAAAUGUACCUCCUUAUCAACAAGGCAGAAAACGCCCUCCCACUUUUGGAAGGGACCCAGACAGUAUUGAGCCCCUCGGUCACCUGCGGGCCCACAGGCCUCCUGCUGUGCCGCCCCGUCAUCCUCACGGUGCCCCACUGUGCCGAAGUCAGUGCCAGCAACUGGAUCUUCCAGCUCAAGACCCAGGCCCACCAGGGCCACUGGGAGGAGGUGGUGACCCUGGAUGAGGAGACCCUGGACACCCCUUGCUACUGCCAGCUGGAGGCCAGGUCCUGCCACAUCCUGUUAGACCAGCUGGGCACCUACGUGUUCACGGGUGAGUCCUACUCCCGCUCAGCAGUCAAGCGGCUCCAGCUGGCCAUCUUCGCCCCAGCCCUCUGCACAUCCCUGGAGUACAGCCUCAGGGUCUACUGCCUGGAGGACACGCCUGUAGCAUUGAAGGAGGUGCUGGAGCUGGAGCGGACCUUGGGCGGGUACCUGGUGGAGGAGCCCAAACCCCUGCUGUUCAAGGACAGUUACCAUAACCUGCGCCUCUCCCUCCACGACAUCCCGCAUGCCCACUGGAGGAGCAAGCUGCUGGCCAAAUACCAGGAGAUCCCCUUCUGUCACAUAUGGAGUGGCAGCCAGAGGGCCCUUCACUGCACCUUCACUCUGGAGAGGCACAGCCUGGCCUCCACCGAGUUCACCUGCAAGAUCUGCGUGCGGCAGGUGGAGGGGGAGGGCCAGAUAUUCCAGCUGCACACCACACUGGCAGAGACGCCUGCUGGCUCCCUGGACGCCCUCUGCUCUGCUCCCAGCAGCACACUCACCACCCAGCUGGGACCCUAUGCCUUCAAGAUCCCGCUGUCCAUCCGCCAGAAGAUAUGCAACAGCCUGGACGCCCCUAACUCGCGGGGCAAUGACUGGCGCCUGUUGGCGAAGAAGCUCUCCAUGGACCGGUACCUGAACUACUUCGCCACCAAAGCGAGCCCCACGGGUGUGAUCCUGGACCUCUGGGAAGCUCUGCAGCAGGAUGACGGGGACCUCAACAGCCUGGCCAGUGCCUUGGAGGAGAUGGGCAAGAGUGAGAUGCUGGUGGCCAUGGCCACCGAUGGGGACUGCUGAGCCGCCCCCGCCUGCGGGCUGCUAGGGACUGGCAGAGGGGGUGCAGGGAGGCCCAGGCACCUCCCGUGUGGCAGUUCACCUCCGCUGCCCCCCAGUUCACAGCCGGGGUCACCCUCCUCCUCCUCCCUUGCCCUACCCCAGAUCACGACCAGCCUUAGGAAUCCAUGGACUCUGGUAUUCCUCUCUCCCCCCAACCCGCUCCCAACCCACCAUCUCUCCUGGCCCAGUCCUUCGUGCAGAAACCAGGGUGGGCUGAGGCCUCUGGAAACGGGAGUAAGGGGGUGGCCCUCCCUCCACCCGACCCUCUACCUGCAGCCCUGGUUUGUCUUCAUUUCGUUCUUGAUUUCCUCCUCAGCUAAUGAUUUCUCCCUGCUCCCUAAGCCCUCUGUCUUCACACCAUUUUCCUCUUUGAAGAUCAGUCAAGUCCACACGCUUUCUCCAUCCAAAAGCUAAAAGGAAAGGAAGCAAACUUGCUUCAGGAAGAAGAAAAACACCAAAACCACAAGGGAAAAGGAAAACCCAGUUUCUUAGGAAACGCAAAUGAUUUAUUAUCCAGGUAUUUGGAUAAGUCCUUUU